Phialemonium atrogriseum is the source of this 1236-nucleotide messenger RNA. RefSeq names its product rRNA bio proteinsis protein rrp36. Lineage: Eukaryota; Fungi; Ascomycota; Sordariomycetes; Cephalothecales; Cephalothecaceae. Gene Ontology annotation, cellular component: nucleolus; 90S preribosome. Gene Ontology annotation, biological process: maturation of SSU-rRNA from tricistronic rRNA transcript (SSU-rRNA, 5.8S rRNA, LSU-rRNA). The transcript has 2 exons. The coding region runs from base 103 to 1020 and encodes 305 amino acids. The record is from RefSeq and is a predicted model, not a curated record.
UGUCGGGGUCUCAUAAAAGUGUGGUGGGCUCAGGUUUGCAACGCCCAUCAAGGUGCAUCAUAGAGGGUUAAUCGAUACAGGUGAAGUCAUUGUUUGAGAGUGAUGGCGUCUCUAAAAAGGAAGAACCACGGGCUGGGCCUUGAUAGAAGGGUUCGGCCCCGGAUUGAGCAGGAAUCUGAUCUCGAAGAUAUGGAGCUUUCGAGCGAAGCAUCUCAUUCUCAAGAUGAAUCGGCGAGCGACAGCGCUGGAGAAGCCCGAGGUUCAGAUGAAGAAGACAGCGAGAGCGAAUCAGGAGAGUCCGGAGUGGAUGAGACUCCAGCAAUCGACACAGCUCAGGUGUCCUUCGGAGCCCUGGCGAGGGCGCAAGCCUCAUUGCCAGCUCUGGGGAAGCGUGCCAAGGACUCCGCCUCGACGAGUGAUCCAGCACCAGAGGAGGGUUACAGACAUCCAAAGUGGUCUAAACCGGCAUCGCGGCGAGAGAAGGCCAAACGGUCAAGCAAACACGCGCCAUCCGAGAUGACCAGCAAGAAGCCUGUCUCGCGGAGGCGCGACAUCGUCGAGGUGAACAAGGCGCAGCCGCGGGACCCGCGAUUUGGUCCGCUUGGCGCUCCCGUCGACGAGGUGAAGGCCAGGAAGGCCUAUGCGUUCCUGGACGAGUACCGCGACGACGAGCUGAAGAAGCUGAAGGUCGUCGCCAAGAAGACCAAGGACGCGGCGGCCAAGGAGGAUCUCCAGCGCCAGGUGUUGUCCAUGGAGUCGAAGAAGAAAGCCCAGGACCGCAAGGACCGAGAGCGGGCCGUCAUCGAGGAGCACAGGAAGCAGGAGAAGGAGCUGAUCAAGCAGGGGAAGAAGCCGUUCUAUCUGAAGAAAUCGGAACAGAAGAAGCGGUUGCUGCUGGAUCAGUAUGCGAACAUGAACAAGAAGCAGGUCGACAAGCUGAUCGAGCGGAGGAGGAAGAAGGCGGCAGGCAAGGAGAAGAAGAACCUACCGGAAUUCCGGCGAGGUGCAGAGGCACAAUAAGUUGCCGAGGAGUCCGGGCUAUUAGUGUUGAACUUGCAAAAAAGGAAACUCGGCUUUUCGUCUAUCCUCUAUGCCCUUGCUUGAGCGGUGUUUCCGGGGUUACUUCUGCUAUAUGUACAUGGCCUCAACCUUUCCCAGUAUUCUACACUGACUACAUAGUAGCUAUUAUACAACGGUAUCGUCUACUCAUUUGGAGAUGAGAUCAGUCUUCUUGAG